Messenger RNA from Malassezia pachydermatis, 615 nucleotides. RefSeq lists its product as hypothetical. Lineage: Eukaryota; Fungi; Basidiomycota; Malasseziomycetes; Malasseziales; Malasseziaceae. Gene Ontology annotation, biological process: chromosome segregation. The record is from RefSeq and is a predicted model, not a curated record. The transcript is spliced from 3 exons. Gene Ontology annotation, cellular component: MIS12/MIND type complex. Bases 1 to 615 code for a protein of 204 amino acids.
AUGGCGUCCACGCCUGGGAACCAAGAGCGGCUGGACCGCAUGCGUGCGGCGCUGGACAAGUUUCUUGGGCUGAUAGAUCACAAGGCAACAGCGAAAAAUUUCGCCCAUGCCCUGCCGCAUUUGGAGGCCGUGGCGGCGGAAAAGGCUCGCCUGCAAUUCAUCCAAGACCUCAAAACGGCGAUCCAAGACGACCUGGAAGGACUGAUUGUAAAAUACGAACUAGGACCGCGUCUUGCUGAAUUGGAGGCGCUCACACAAGAAGCUGACGAACGGCAGCGGCAUGCACAUGCACCCACGUCGGCGGAGCUGAAAGAUGUAUGGCGCCCUACGAUAGAUAUUGCGACAGCCAUUCGCGCACGCGUAUCCGCAGAGCAAGCGCCGCGUAUCGCAGCGCUGGAAGCGGAGCUCGCCGAGCUCCAGGCUGCGAAUGCCGCCUCUGAAGCACGCAUUGCGUCCAUGGAAGCAGAGACCCAAGCGGCGCAGGACCAAGUCAGCCGUUCGUUUACGUUGUUGGACGAGCUACUUCAUGCCAUAUCCAUGCAAGCGCCUGAAGACGAGAAAGCCUUGCGUGCAACGCUAGAUACCCUCUUGCAGGAUACACGGCCUGUAUCAUAG